Molecule: messenger RNA, 2226 nt
Organism: Silurus meridionalis
Lineage: Eukaryota; Metazoa; Chordata; Actinopteri; Siluriformes; Siluridae
Exons: 2
Coding region: 1-1827 (608 amino acids)
Molecular function (GO): GTP binding; ATP hydrolysis activity
Source: RefSeq, a predicted model, not a curated record
AUGAGGAACGCUCCUGGGUCGCCAGACGGUGUCAUGUUAGACCCAGCGCUCCUGGAGGAGUUUCACGCCAACCACCCUAACCGCCCCACACCCCGGGGCCACAGGUGUCCCAGGCGCCGAGUUAGGGGCAUCGAGAGCGACCCCUCGAGGAGGGGGUUUCACACUGCAUCAGUGGCUGUACAUGAUGCAAUACAGAAGAGUAAUUUGAUAUCCUCCACUACUGAAGGUCCUCCUGCACGAUAUCGUCUCAUCACUACCAGGAGUAAUAUUGAUGAAAACGGAUCAGUAAGAAAAUGGACAUUCGGACAGCAAGAUGUCAACAUGCAUAACAAAAUAAUACUGAUAGUAGGAGAAACUGGAACAGGCAAAACUACUCUGAUCAAUGCCAUGGCCAAUUAUAUACUUGGGGUGAAGUUUAAAGAUGAAGUGUGGUUUGAGAUUACUGAAGAGGGAGAACAUAAUGAUGUGCCAGAUCAGUCAAAAAGUCAAACAAGUAAAAUCACAGUGUAUGAAGUCUUUGGUCAGGACAACCCAAUCUGUCUCACCAUCAUUGACACUCCAGGUUACGGAGACACCAGAGGAACAAAUCUAGAUAAAAAGAUUGCUGAGAAUCUGUACAAACUGUUUCGCAGUAAUUCUGGAGUGAAAGAAAUUGAUGCAGUGUGUCUGGUAUUGAAGGCAUCUGAGAAUCGACUCUCAAACAGACAGCAAUACAUCUUUGAUGCAGUUUUGUCUUUGUUUGGUAAAGACAUUGAGAACAAUAUUGUCAUUUUUGUCACUUAUUCAGAUGGAAUGCCUCCAACAGAUGUGAAAAAUGCCAUUAAGCGAGCAGAGAUUCCCUGCAGGAAAGAUGAAGAAGAUGAACCUGAGUGUUUCUUAUUUAACAAUCGACAAACUGAGAAAAGGAGCGAAAAGUAUAACAGACCUCUUCAGUCAGCUUGGGAACAAACAGAAGACAGUUUAAAUCAUUUCUUUGACUCACUGAAAAAUGAUAACAGAAAAAGUUUGGAGCAAACUAGUGGUGUUCUGUCUGAGUCCAAACAACUUGAAGCCUGUAUUAAUAAUCUACAAUUCAGAAUUAAGUUUGUGGAAAGCAAAAGUAAAGACCUGGUUCAGAUUCAGAAAGCUCUUCAGGAAAACAGAGAAAAGAUUGAGAAAGACAAAAAUUUUCCUUUUACAGUAACCAAGACUUAUAAAGUAAAAGUUCCCAUUGGAAAUGUUUUAUGGCAGAACAGCAUGGCCACCACAUGCUCUGUCUGUGAGGAGAACUGUCAUGAGUAUGACUGCUGGGCAGCCUUGAAUGCUUGGUGGUGUUACGUCAUGAAACAUGAUCAUUGUACUGUAUGUACAGGUAAAUGUCACUACACUAAGCAUGUCAGAGAGAACAAGAAAUAUGUGACACGCAGCAGGCAGACCAUAAUGACAUAUGCUGAUCUCAAAAAACAAUAUGAAACCAACAGUAAUUCAGCAUCAGGUGUCACAUAUGAUUCUGCAUCCUUAAAAAAUGUUGAAAAUGAACUUGAGAGCAAGAAGAAACAAGAAGAGGAGAUGAAAAGCAUAGAGAAUAGACUGAAAGAAGAUGUGAGCAACACUGAAAAGGAAAAAUCUGAGCUGGUGGAAGAAGCCUGCACCGCCAUCAUGAAACUGUGUGAGAUUGCUUUAAAGCCAGAUUCUGCUUUCAUUAUCCAGGCUCUUGACUUCUUGAUCCCUCGAGCUCAGGAAACUGGAAAACCUGAUCUUGCUCAGAAACUAGAAGAGAUGAGAAAUAUUCGACCGGAAUCAGAGGAAAGAGUUCAUGCUGCAGUGGGUAUGCAGGAGCAGGAGUAAAUUAAAUAAAAAGAUAAAUAUUUUAUUACAGGUAAUAAACAAACUCAUGAGAGAGAAUGACCAUGUAAUAUCGAAUAAAGAAGGGAAUUAAUAUCAGAAUUAAAAGUGUAUUUUUGUCAAUAAAUAAAAUGCACUGUGUUUAUUCAUUAAUACUGUUAAUCAAUAUUUAAUCAUUACAUUUCAGUUAUCAGAAAAAAUCCUCUUUACUCCUCUUCUGAGCUUUACCUGAUUAUGAAUUGCAGUGGAAUCUUUACCUACAUGUAGAAUAAUAAAUGUGAUAUUGUAAACGAGUAGAUUUGAACUUGAUGUAGUUUAUUAUCUUACAGUGUUAAUUCUACUCUUGAUUGUGAUCUGUGUAACUGUUUUUCUGAUUUUCUCAUUAAAUAUCUGCUUACUGAA